AUGAGCCGCACGGCUGCUUCUUCUGUGCUCUUAAUUAUUGAUGACUGCGGACUCACUGGCGUUGAGAGAAAUGAAUUUCUUUUUGUUAGAAUCAUGAUUUGGUCGAUGUCGAAACGGGUGAUAGAGAUUGAAAAAGAUUCAUUGCUUGCCGAGGGUGUAAAGGCAUUUGCGUCUAAUUGA
Molecule: messenger RNA, 180 nt
Organism: Notodromas monacha
Lineage: Eukaryota; Metazoa; Arthropoda; Ostracoda; Podocopida; Cyprididae
Source: the annotation of a GenBank genome assembly